UAAUUUAACGCCGAACUCCAACUCGACAACAUCCAGCACAUUUUUCGUGUGCAUCACACAUACUCUCUAAAAGUUGGCAAAAAUAAAUACAAAAUAUUCUUAUCAUUCCGAAACUGUGUGUUUCUAACAUCAUCACAUCGCGAGACAUCGAAUCAAAGUGGUUGUAGAUGUAUUAAGCCGAUCCUCCACUGUACACACCACAUAACGCAUUUGUUAUUGCUGAUCGACGACAUCGAAAGCUGCUCGCCAUUCCACACGCGCUGCCGGUUAGUUUUGGCUAUAGGUCGUCGCCUCAGUCUGCAAAUAUCGUUCAACGAGUUUGGCAGUCAUCGGUGACCCACGGUGUUCGGUUCGAUUAUUUCCUGAAAGUAUUAGAGGCAAGUGAUAUCCCAAGGCAAGUCCAGCAGUGCAACCAUGGCUUUCCGAGUGAUGGCGUUCUCCAACAGCCUGAAGCAGGCCACCGUGAUCUCCGACCUGCUGGCCAGGUCCUUCUGCAGCGGUCCCAAGAAUGUCGGCUUCAUCGGGCUGGGCAACAUGGGCGGUCCCAUGGCCAGCAAUCUCAUGGCCAAGGGCCACAAGCUGCACGUGUUCGAUAUCUCGCAAGAGGCCAAGGACAACCUGAAGGCCAAGGGUGCCGUCACGUACGACAACGUGUCCGAGCUGGCCAAGGCUUCGGACUUUGUCGUCACCAUGCUGCCAAACAACGAUAUUGUGGCCAACACCUACGACACCAUCCUGGCCGGAGGAGUUAACACCAAGACCUUCUUCGUCGAUUCCAGUACCAUCGAUCCCAAUGUGGCCAAGGCCGUUCAGCAGAAAGUGCAGGCUGCUGGCGCUACCUUCGUCGAUGCCCCGGUUUCCGGUGGUGUUCCCGGAGCUCAGAAUGCCACUCUGACCUUCAUGGUCGGUGGAACCCAGGAAGAGUACGAACGCGUCAAGGGACUGCUGGAGGGUAUGGGCAAGAAGAUCACUCACUGCGGCAGCUACGGCAUGGGACAGGCCGCCAAGGUUUGCAACAACAUGAUGCUCGGUAUCUCGAUGUGCGGUCUGGCCGAAUGUAUGAAUUUGGCCAUCAGACUCGGCUUGGACCCCAAGGUGUUCAGCGACAUCAUCAACGCCUCCACCGGUCGCAGCUGGGCGUCGGAAAUCAACAACCCCGUGCCCGGAGUGCUACCCAAUGCCCCCGCUGGCAAGGGUUACGCCGGAGGAUUCGCCACCGGUUUGAUCACCAAGGAUCUGGGAAUCGCCUCCGCUGUUGCCACCACCUCCAACACUCCCAUCCCGCUGGGAGCUCUCACACACCAGAUCUACCGCACCCUGAUGGCCAAGGGACUGGCCAACAAGGACUUCUCCGUCGUGUACGAUUUCAUGAAGAACGACAAAGCCUAAGAAGGCCUUCAGCCGUCUCCAAUAGGGUCGUUCUUUCGGUAAUAACUGUCUUCCAGAGCAUGCAUUUAACCAGUUUAAUUAUGACGAGCUUGUAUCCUCGAUGGGAGGAUACAAGGCGCAGAGUUUGGUUUAUUAUACAGAGUAUAUGAAUAAAUGGUAACAUUCACGUAUAUUGUCUA
Molecule: messenger RNA, 1568 nt
Organism: Aedes aegypti (yellow fever mosquito)
Lineage: Eukaryota; Metazoa; Arthropoda; Insecta; Diptera; Culicidae
Product: probable 3-hydroxyisobutyrate dehydrogenase, mitochondrial
Exons: 2
Coding region: 415-1389 (324 amino acids)
Biological process (GO): L-valine catabolic process
Cellular component (GO): mitochondrion
Molecular function (GO): 3-hydroxyisobutyrate dehydrogenase activity; NAD binding; NADP binding
Source: RefSeq, a predicted model, not a curated record